Aegilops tauschii subsp. strangulata is the source of this 360-nucleotide messenger RNA. The record is from RefSeq and is a predicted model, not a curated record. Lineage: Eukaryota; Viridiplantae; Streptophyta; Magnoliopsida; Poales; Poaceae.
AUGGACACGCGUAUCCGCUCGUUGUUGAAGGCGCCCAGCGCAGCGACCGAAUCCAAGUUAUCUGCCUACCCUUCAGCUCCUCGCCGUGCCGCGCCCCGCCACGCCUCGCCCCGCCCCACCCGCGCCCGCCUCGCCCUGCCCGCCCCUGCCUCGGCCUUGCGCCGCGCUCGCGCCGCGCUCGCCCUCGCGCAGGGGCAGCAGCGGCCCUCGCGUCGUGCUCGCGCGCAGCCGCCGUGCCUCGCCCAUGCGCGCCGGCCUCGCCCCACACGCCCCUGCGCGCGCCCGCCUCGCCCCGCCCGCGCACCGCUCGCCGCCGUCGCCGCCUGCGCGCUCGCCGAGGCCGCCCGUCGCAUGCAGUAG